AUGGAGUACUUUGCCGAAUCUGUAAAACAAAGCAAAUCAAGUGAUGAAGGCUUGGAAAAAUUGAAAUCUUCAUCAUCUGGAGAUGCUGAAACUAACAUAUCUAGUGGUUUUGAUUGCAAUAUCUGCCUAGACAUUGUUCGAGACCCUGUCAUAACAUUUUGUGGUCAUCUCUACUGCUGGCCUUGCAUCUAUAGGUGGAUUCAGUCCGAGAGAAGUUCUUCUGAAAACUUUGUUCUACAACAACAAUCUCAAUGUCCUGUUUGCAAAGCUCAAGUCACGCAAAAUACUUUGAUACCCCUCUAUGGUCGAGGGCAGUCUAGAGAACAGCCUGAUCAAACAGGUGGCAAAAUAGACCUCGUUAUCCCUCAUAGGCCUAGCGGUCCUCGUUGUGGGGUCCACACAAUAAUAACCGGUGCAUCUACUAGUCCGCAUCCUAGUCAACAACUCAAUUACCAUGCUUACUCUCACCCUCGCUAUCACCAAGUACAUCCACUCUACUCAGAUGAGCAUUCCUGGUCACCUACACUCGGGUUUGCAGGAACUACCACAUACAAUCCUAUGAUUGACAUCUUUGGCGAAAUGAUCUAUGAUCGGAUGUUCGGAAACUUACAAACGACGCUUUAUACUUGUCCAAACACGUACAGUGUUGCGACCAUGAGUAGCCCUAGGUUGAGGCGGCAUGUGAUGCAAGUAGAUAGGUCGUUGAGCAGAGUCAAAAACUAUCGUAAUCAGGAUGCUUCUUUUAGUGCCACUACUGGAAUAUUUCAUGUAUACACGCAUGUGCAGAUAAGUCAUUGUAUAGAUUAA
This is a messenger RNA of Amaranthus tricolor (Joseph's coat), 807 nucleotides long. RefSeq names its product E3 ubiquitin-protein ligase RMA1H1-like. Gene Ontology annotation, biological process: ubiquitin-dependent protein catabolic process. The transcript is spliced from 2 exons. The coding region runs from base 1 to 807 and encodes 268 amino acids. Gene Ontology annotation, molecular function: ubiquitin protein ligase activity; ubiquitin-like protein conjugating enzyme binding; metal ion binding. The record is from RefSeq and is a predicted model, not a curated record. NCBI's taxonomy places the organism in Eukaryota, Viridiplantae, Streptophyta, Magnoliopsida, Caryophyllales, Amaranthaceae. Gene Ontology annotation, cellular component: endoplasmic reticulum.